CUUUAUUACCUCGCUGCUCCUCCACUACCCUCCUCACUCUCUCUCACUAAAUAUCUCAAGCGCUUCUUCGCCUUCCCUCCUUUUGCUCUCUCCGCUUCCGGCCUCUGCCUCUGGAGCCCUCUGUCUCUCCGCGCCUCGCACUGAGAAGAAACCCUACCGCCAUUUUGAAAUGGCGACGAAGAACGAUCCGCCGGCAGAUUCUCCGACUUCAGUACUCGAGGACGAGGAUGCAUGUGAGACAAAGAUCGACGUCAAGCUGACUGAGGUGGAGGAGAAAUUGCUUGAAGAGCGGGUUAAGGAAGAGGAGUCAGAAAUGGGAAAGGCACCAGAGCAGUUGCCCCACCUUAAUGACACUCAGUAUAACAAGUUGGAUGAGCUCCUUACGCAAACUCAGCUGUACUCGCAGUUUUUGCUUGAGAAAAUGGAUAACAUCACACUUGUUGGAGCCAAUCAACCGAGUGAAACUGUUGAGGAAAAGAAUGUUGAGGAAAAGAAAGGUCGUGGUAGGAAAAGAAAGGCAGCUGCCAAUUUUGAUAAUAGGAAGGCAAAGAAGGCAGUUGAAGCUAUGCUUACAAGAUCUAAAGAGGGUGUGAAAAUUGAAGAUGAGAACCUCACUGAAGAACAAAGAAUUGAAAAAGAACAAAAGGAACUUGUGCCUCUGCUGACUGGUGGAAAAUUGAAGUCUUAUCAAAUCAAAGGUGUAAAGUGGUUGAUCUCAUUAUGGCAAAAUGGUCUGAAUGGGAUCCUUGCAGAUCAAAUGGGACUUGGAAAAACUAUCCAAACCAUUGGUUUUCUUGCUCAUCUAAAAGGGAAUGGAAUGGAUGGGCCCUACUUAGUGAUUGCUCCUCUUUCUACUCUUGCGAAUUGGGUAAAUGAAAUUUCAAGGUUCACACCUUCAAUAAAUGCUAUUGUCUACCAUGGUGACAAGAAACAAAGGGAUGAGAUACGAAGGAAGCACAUGCCUAGUAAAAUUGGCCCUAAGUUCCCUAUAAUUGUUACUUCGUAUGAAAUUGCAAUGGCUGAUGCAAGAAGAUGUUUAAGACAUUACAGUUGGAAAUAUCUGGUGGUUGAUGAAGGUCACAGAUUGAAGAACUCAAAGUGCAUGCUGCUGCGGGAAUUGAAACAUUUACGUGUAGACAAUAAGAUUCUGUUGACCGGGACACCUCUACAGAAUAAUUUGGCAGAGCUUUGGUCAUUAUUAAACUUCAUUUUGCCUGAUAUAUUCUCAUCCCAUGAAGAAUUUGAGUCAUGGUUUGAUUUGGCAGGAAAGUGCAGUAAUGAGGCAAUGAAGGAAGAAUUGGAAGAGAAGAGAAGGGCUCAAAUGGUUGCAAAACUCCAUGCCAUCUUGCGUCCUUUUCUUCUUCGAAGAAUGAAGUCUGAUGUUGAGCACAUGCUUCCUAGGAAAAAGGAAAUCAUAUUAUAUGCAUGCAUGACAGAGCAUCAAAAACAUUUUCAAGAUCUUCUGAUCAAUAAGACAUUGGAGAAUUAUUUAGUUGAGAGGGGAGACCAUGUUCGCGGUAUGAAAGGAAAGCUUAACAAUCUGAUGGUCCAACUUCGGAAGAACUGCAAUCAUCCUGACCUUUUGGAGUCUGCGUUUGAUGGCUCAUAUUUCUACCCGCCUGUUGAACAGAUUGUUGAACAGUGUGGAAAAUUUAGUUUGCUGGACCGGCUGUUAAAGUACCUGUUUGCCCGCAAACACAAGGUUCUUAUCUUCUCUCAGUGGACUAAGAUUUUGGAUAUUAUGGACUACUAUUUUAGUGAGAAAGGAUUAGAAGUUUGUAGAAUUGACGGCAGUGUGAGGCUUGAAGAUCGGAGAAAUCAGAUUGCAGCGUUCAAUGACAUGGACAGCAAUUAUAGAAUCUUUCUUCUAAGCACCAGAGCUGGUGGACUGGGUAUCAACCUUACUGCAGCUGAUACUUGUAUACUGUACGACAGUGAUUGGAACCCUCAAAUGGAUUUGCAAGCCAUGGAUAGAUGUCACAGAAUUGGUCAAACGAAGCCUGUUCAUGUUUACAGGUUGGCAACAGCACAAUCUGUCGAGGGUCGGAUUCUGAAAAGAGCUUUUAGCAAGUUGAAGCUUGAACAUGUGGUGAUUGGGAAAGGGCAGUUCCAUCAAGAUAAAGCGAAGAGUAGUACUGAUUUCCUGGAGGAAGAGGAUCUUAUAGCAUUGCUCCGAGAGGAAGAAUCUGCUGAAGACAAGAUGAUACAGACGGUUAUCAGUGACGAAGAUUUGGAGAGGGUGUUGGAUCGCAGUGAUCUAAUGGGCAGUCCUGCUGAUCAUGAAGAAGAGAAGGCCAAUGGUGUUGCCGAUGUGCUUCCCCUCAAAGGCCCGGGUUGGGAGGUGGUGCUACCUACUGCAGGUGGAGGCAUGCUCUCCACCCUCACUAGUUAAAUUUUAACAGCAUUCGGAUGUUGAACUUGGUAGGGUUAGUCGGUUUAUUGAAGUCCGAUGACUUUGAAUGUUUUUGAGUUAAGGGUAAUGUGUAUCGAAAAGCUAACCCCCGAUGAACCGAAAUGGAAGGGCUCGAUCAUUUUGUAUAUGCUCGAAUCGAGCUCUAUCGUUGCAUUGGAAUAUCCGAGUUACGUUCCAAGACACUUGUUGAAGUGUAAUUUUAAUGAAAAACACAGCCUAUUUCAUGUUA
This is a messenger RNA of Malus domestica (apple), 2642 nucleotides long. Its product is annotated as ATP-dependent DNA helicase DDM1-like. Gene Ontology annotation, molecular function: ATP-dependent chromatin remodeler activity; DNA binding; ATP binding. Lineage: Eukaryota; Viridiplantae; Streptophyta; Magnoliopsida; Rosales; Rosaceae. Gene Ontology annotation, cellular component: nucleus. The record is from RefSeq and is a predicted model, not a curated record.